UGAGUAAUACUUCGUAACGGCGCCAAAAAAUUGAUAAAUCUGUUUUACUAGCCUGGCUGACCCAUUCAGGAGGUGGUCGUCCUACUUCCAGGCUGCUCUUCCACUCCUGUGUUAUGUGACGGUGUCUUGGCUCCUGGAGUCCUGCCUGGAAAACGUUUCCACGUAGCGCCAGUGUGUACAUGCAUUAUAAUAAAUAUUUAAACUGCUGGCGUCUAUAGUUUAACGCGGUCAUUAUAAUAUAGAUGCCAAGGGUUAGAAACCCUUAUCUGGAGAUUUACAGCUCCGAGUAGCCAUGGUCAGGGUCAAGGAGCACCCAGCUGCUAUCCAGGCUCCAGGAGAAACCUUCACUCAAACUAAACACAUCAUAGUUUGGCCGUCAAGUAUAAGAGACUAUACUGAGGGGGCUACAAGUGAUGUGGCUAUAGAAGCAGACAUUAUGGAGAACCAGUACUGCCACACCAUGAAAUCAUCCACAACAGUAUUACAGUCUUCGUAGAUAAAGAGUAAAGUGAUGACGGUGAGCUGUUUAAUCAAAUUAAGUCAUUUCCCUCUUCCUAAUAAAGUGAGUCUGAAGCCUUGUUCACUACAACAUCUCAUGCCAUACUUACUCUGUUUGCUGAAGCAAUUGCUUAUUGUAAUUGACAAAAAUUAUCUGUAUUCUAACUAAAAAUUUAUGAAAAAGAGUCUUUUGGACCACACAUGAGUUCAUGUGAACCGUGAUGUUCUGUCUAUCACUAAUACACAAAAAUUUUGACAGACAAGACUUUAAAGAAAAUUGUUUGACAUCUUUUUUUAAAAGAUAUGAAAGCUAAAUGAUACCCAAGACUCUAUCUAAAAGAGUCUUAGUACUGGUAAAAGGAUCUGAAAGACUUUAAUAUAAAUUAAUUUCUAGUUAACUUUCAUAAGUUAAUGCGAGAAACUUUAUUUAUUCACUGAUUCUAAAAAUCUUUUUCUAAGAUUAUUAUUUUUUAUAAUAUGUUUGACAAAUAGACAAAUAUAUUCACAUCUAGGACAACAUGACCACUGACAAAGCAGAAAAGCCUUAUCAGUGUUCUGAGUGUUCAAAAAGCUUUUCACAAGUUGCACAUCUAGCAAAACAUGAAAAAACUCAUACUGAAGAGAAGCCAUUUCAGUGUUUAGUUUGUCUAAAAGACUUUUCACAGAAAUCAUACCUAGUGCAACAUGAGAAAAUUCAUAGUGCAGAGAAGCCGUUUCAGUGUUCAGAAUGUUCAAGAGACUUCAAACGAAAUUCACAUUUAAUACAACAUAUGAGAAUUCAUACAGGGGAGAAACCCUUUCAGUGUCCAGUAUGUCAAAAUGACUUUUCACAGAAAUCAACUCUAGCUCAGCAUAUGAGAAUUCAUACAGGGGAGAAGCCAUAUCAGUGCUCAUUGUGUCCAAAAGACUUUUCAUAUAAAUCUUCUCUAGUACAGCAUGAGAGAAUUCAUAGAGGAGAGAAACCAUAUCAGUGUUCAGUGUGUCUAAAAGACUUUUCACAAAACUCGCAUCUACUAAGUCACAUGAAAGUUCAUACGGGAGAGAAGCCCCAUCAAUGUUCCGUGUGUCAUACUGACUUUUCACAGAAAUCAACUUUAGUAAAACACAUGAGAAUUCAUACAGGAGAGAAACCUUAUCAGUGUUCUGAGUGUCUGAAAGAUUUUUCACGAAGCUCACAUCUAGUACAACAUAUGAGAGUUCAUAGAGGAGAGAAGCCAUAUCAGUGUUCAGUGUGUCUGAAAGAUUUUUCACAAAAUUCACAUUUAAUUCAACAUAUGAGAGUUCACACAGGAGAAAAACCGUAUCGGUGUUCAGUGUGUCUAAAAUAUUUUUCGCAGAAAUCGGCUUUAGCACUACAUUCAAGAAUUCAUAGAGGAGAGAAACCAUAUAAGUGUUUAGAGUGUCUAAAAGAUUUUUCACGAAAUUCACAUUUAGUUCAUCAUAUGAGAAUUCAUACAGGAGAAAAACCAUAUCAGUGCUCAGAGUGCCUAAAAAGCUUUUCAGAAAGAUCAGCUCUAGUAAAACAUAUGAGAAUUCAUACAGGCGAAAAACCAUAUCAGUGUUCAGUGUGUCUGAAAGCUUUCUCCCGAAAUGCUCAUCUAGUACUACAUAUGAGAGUUCAUACUGGAGAGAAACCGUUUCCAUGUACUGUGUGUCUGAAGAGCUUUAAAGAGAAAUCAGCUGUGCUAAAACAUAUGAGAGUUCAUGCAAAAGAGAUUUCAUUUCACUUUCUAUGCAUGUAAAAGAUUUUUUCACCUUCAUGAAGUCUAAAGAGGCAGAGAUAUUAUGCAGGAUGAACUGUACCAGUCCAGUGUGUCAGAAAUAUUUCAUAUAAAUUAGGUAUAGUAAAUCGAGUCCUAAUAUGAGGAAUCCUUAGUACAAUUUUUUUAAAUGAGGACGUCAAGUUACUCACUAGCAUCAGAAGUGUGGGUCAACCAAUUAUUGAAUCUUGAGUUAUAAUCACAUUCUUAAAGAAAGGAAGAUAAAACUCCCUCAUUUACUUUUUCUUGCAAUGGCUCUGAUAUAUAUAUUGCAAGCAAAACAUUAUAUCCUAUUAAAGUCUACUCUCAA
This is a messenger RNA of Procambarus clarkii (red swamp crayfish), 2568 nucleotides long. Its product is annotated as zinc finger protein 271. Gene Ontology annotation, cellular component: nucleus. The record is from RefSeq and is a predicted model, not a curated record. NCBI's taxonomy places the organism in Eukaryota, Metazoa, Arthropoda, Malacostraca, Decapoda, Cambaridae. Gene Ontology annotation, biological process: regulation of transcription by RNA polymerase II. Gene Ontology annotation, molecular function: DNA-binding transcription factor activity, RNA polymerase II-specific.